Messenger RNA from Ictalurus punctatus (channel catfish), 2617 nucleotides. RefSeq names its product galactosylceramidase a (gene galca). Bases 105 to 2084 code for a protein of 659 amino acids. Gene Ontology annotation, biological process: galactosylceramide catabolic process. Gene Ontology annotation, cellular component: lysosome. Lineage: Eukaryota; Metazoa; Chordata; Actinopteri; Siluriformes; Ictaluridae. Gene Ontology annotation, molecular function: galactosylceramidase activity. The record is from RefSeq and is a predicted model, not a curated record. The transcript has 17 exons.
AGGAAGUAGAAAAGGGGAAAAGCGCGUCGGUGCUGUAAACAGUGUUUGUACCACCAGCAGUCAUUGUACAGUGUUAGGUUCGAUUUAUAAGGGAAGGUGUAGCAAUGAACUCGUAUGUUGUCUUGUUUCUUUUCUCAUUUAUUCGCUUAUGUGUAACAGAAAAGUACGUUCUGGACGAUAGGCUCGGGCUGGGAAGACAGUUUGAUGGUAUAGGAGGGUUAAGUGGAGGAGGGGCUACUUCGAGACUUCUGAUCAACUAUAAAGAACCUUAUCGAAGCCAAAUACUGGAUUAUUUGUUUAAGCCUAACUUUGGUGCUUCACUACACAUUCUUAAAGUGGAAAUAGGAGGUGAUUCCCAAACCACAGAUGGCACUGAGCCUUCACACAUGCAUAACGAGACUGAUGAGAAUUACUUUCGUGGUUAUGAGUGGUGGCUAAUGAAGGAGGCCAAGCAGAGGAACCCAAACAUCACACUUAUCGGUCUGCCCUGGGCUUUUCCAGGAUGGGUUGGUAAUGGAAGCAAAUGGCCUUACAACUUUCCAGACAUUACUGCUAACUAUGUUGUGUCUUGGGUGAUUGGAGCCAAACAAUAUCACGGUCUUGAUAUUGAUUACAUAGGGGUAUGGAAUGAGCGGACAUUUGAUUCGAAGUACAUCCAGGUGCUUCGAAACAAGUUAGACCAAGCUGAUUUACCAAACAUAGGCAUUAUCGCAGCAGAUGGGAAUUGGGACAUUUCCAAUGCCAUGCUUGUUGAUCCAUAUCUCAAUGAUGCUGUUGAAAUUAUUGGUGUUCACUACCCUGGAACCAUGACCGUCAAGGAGGCACUGUUGACGGAUAAAAAGCUUUGGUCUUCUGAAGAUUACAGCACGUUUAAUAAUGACAUCGGGGCAGGAUGCUGGGCUCGUAUUCUAAACCAGAACUAUGUCAAUGGCAGGAUGACGUCGACUAUCUCGUGGAAUCUGAUAGCAAGUUAUUAUGAAGAUCUGUCUUUUGGUCGAGAUGGUUUGAUGACUGCAGAAGAGCCAUGGAGUGGGAAUUAUGUGGCGGAAACCCCAAUAUGGAUAACCGCUCACACUACUCAGUUUGCACAACCCGGCUGGACAUAUCUCCAGACCAUAGGAAACCUCACUCGUGGUGGAAGUUAUGUAGCAUUAACAGAUGGCCAAGGGAACCUCACCAUCAUAAUAGAAACCAUGACUCACAAUCACUCGCAGUGCAUUCGGCCUCCGCUUCCUCCUUUCAGCGUUUCACCGCAGGAAGCAACAUUUCAGCUCAAAGGCUCCUUUGCUGCAGUCAAUGGGCUCCAGCUGUGGUACUCAAAACUGGAUUUCAAUACCAAAAAAGAUGUACUAUUCAAGAAGGCUGAUCCCAUAAAGGUUUCCAAUGGAUGUUUUACCUUGAAACUGGACGUUGAUGAAAUUUACACCAUCACAACUGUCACCACUGGACAAAAAGGCCUCUAUCCCAAUCCUCCAGAUUCUGCUUCAUUCCCCAAGAAAUACUUUGAUGACUUCAAUGUCCAAAACCCUCCCUUCUCAGAGGCCCCGUAUUUUGCUGAUCAGACAGGCGUGUUUGAGUACUUCACAAACCUUAUGGACCCAGGGCCACACAACUUGACUUUACGGCAGGUGGUCAACCAGCAGCCAGUUUCGUGGGGUUAUGAUGCAGAUCAGACCAUCAGUAUCAUCGGAGACCAUGGCUGGCAAGAUGUAUCUGUCUCCUGUGACAUUUACCUUGAAACUGAGGACGGUGGCGUCUUUGUUGCAGCCAGGGUCGAUCAAAGCGGGGAAUCCGUCCGAAGAGCCAAGGGUGUAUUUUACUGGGUUUUUGCAAAUGGCACAUACAAAGUGACCAAUGAUAUAGGUGGAGAAAAAGUGCUUGCUGAAGGACUGUCAGGGACAAGACCGGGUAUAUGGCACACGCUCACUCUUAUAGUAAAGGGUAAUUAUGCUUUCGGAAUGCUGAACGGUUUUCCUUUAUGGAAGAAUGCUGUUGUUCUUCAGCCUAAGAAUGGAUGGGCUGCAAUCGGGACUUCCUCAUUUGAAUUUGCACAAUUUGAUAACUUUCUGGUGGAUGCAGACUGAUUUAGUUAAAUCAAAUACACAUUCACUAUGCACUCAUGCUGUCCUGUCAGAAAUAUCGUAAUCACAAGAUGAACGCACAUCAGUACCAUUACAAUGUCAUUAAUUAAACUUAGAAAAAUACAAUUUCCCAUGAACCCCAGCUUUCUGGGCUGGGAGUGUGUAAAUGACAAAACGUCACUGUAUAGCCUUCAGUAAGAAGAUGGUGUCUAUAACGGAUGGUAAGGUUUAGGUGGUAAUUUUGCAUGAUCUCUGUGAGUUCUUUAUUUUCUUUCAUCGAUGCAAAAUGAACUACUUAUUGUUGACAAUACAAAAAAUAAACAAAGACAAAAGUUUUUUCACAUAAAUUUGCAACGCAUAAACCAUGCUAGGCGCAACAUGAUGAUGUAAAAUUGCAUACCUACAACGUUCACCUCUUGGGUAGUUUUACUGGAUAAAUUUUCCUAAGCUGGAGAGACAUUUGUGUUUAAUAAUUAAUUGUGAAAAUAUUGAUUCUCUUUAAUAAUAAAUCCUGUAGAUUAUUUUCAUAUACCUUA